AUGGCAUUACAUUGGCUUGUACAAGGCUGUCAACCUGGUGACUCCCUCCUGUUUCAUUACUCUGGUCAUGGUUCACGACAGAGGAAUUAUAAUGGUGAUGAAGUUGAUGGAUAUGAUGAAACCCUUUGUCCCCUUGACUUCGAAACUCAGGGUAUGAUUGUUGAUGAUGAGAUAAAUGCAGCAAUUGUAAGGCCCAUUCCUCAUGGGGUUAAGCUUCAUGCAAUAAUAGAUGCUUGUCAUAGCGGCACCGUACUAGAUUUGCCAUUCCUUUGUCGAAUGGACAGGAAUGGACGAUAUGUAUGGGAGGAUCAUCGCCCUCGAUCAGGUGUAUGGAAAGGCACAAGUGGAGGAGAAGUCAUUUCGUUCAGCGGUUGUGAUGAUGAUCAGACUUCUGCUGAUACAUCUGCUCUAUCAAAGAUCACGUCAACAGGUGCAAUGACUUUCUGCUUCAUCCAAGCAAUUGAACGUGGACAAGCGGGCACAUAUGGAAGCAUACUCAAUUCUAUGCGUUCUACUAUUCGAAGUACGGGUAGUGGUAGUGGCCUUGGUGGUGGUGUUACAUCUCUCCUUGGUGGUGGUGGUGGUGGUGGUAGUGCUGUUACAUCUCUCCUUGGGAUGCUUCUGACAGGAGGCAGUGACACUGGCGGGUUGAGACAGGAGCCGCAAUUAACUGCCUGCGAGCCAUUCGAUGUGUAUACAAAGCCUUUCUCCCUCUGA
This is a messenger RNA of Prunus armeniaca (apricot), 717 nucleotides long. The record is from the annotation of a GenBank genome assembly. Lineage: Eukaryota; Viridiplantae; Streptophyta; Magnoliopsida; Rosales; Rosaceae.